CCUCGGGUAUUUAUAUUGAAGCCUCCUCGCCUAUCAAUGGUCACGAUCGUCCAUAUCCGACGCCGCGUGUUUCUGCUCAUUUUCCUUCUCCUCUGCAUCGAACAAGCAUCCAGCCAAGCCCGACAACACCCCACUUGGAAAACCGAAUUUUUGGAUCUGCUCUGUUCUCCUUGCCCCUGUCCGCGAGCUGCUCUUGCCGGUGAGAGUGCUUUUGGUUUUCUGUUCCUCUCCAAGAUCCUACCAGCCUUCCCACCGCCAGCUCCAAUUUCUUUGCUUGCGGAAUUUUCUGGUAUGUGGCAACUCUUCUAAGUCCAAAUUUCAUCUAAUUGGUGGUUGCCUUGCUGAAUUUGGUCCUUGUGUGGCUGCCCUGUGUUGUCCGAAUGCUGCCAAGAAAAAAAUGGAAGAUUUCGGCAGCUUCAAAUUGUGUUUUUAGUUAAUUCAUGUGGAAUUUGCUUAUUUUGGUUGCUGUGUUGUUAAUUGUGGGAAAAUUCUAUGAAAUUGCCGUGAAUUAGCUAUUUUUGCCUAGGCCGGUUCCUCCAUUUUGUCUAUGAGACUUGGAAAUUAAAUAUAAAUGCACAAUAUGAUUUUUAGAGCUCAAAUUUCGGAUAGGAAGUAAAAUAAAAUAAAGUAAAUAAAUAAAAUAAAUAUUGCAUUAUGGAAGUUAAUUGCCGGCAAUAUUGAAAAGGAUUAAAUAGGUAGUUUUCAUAUGGUUAUUAAUUCUAGAAUAUUUUGGCUAGGUUCCUGAGUAUUCUAUCCCCUUAGCUCUUGGAGUUAGUUUUCUGCUUUAUGCGAUUGAGGUAAGUAAAUUUAUGGUAAUGCCCGUAUAGUUUUUAAAAGCAUGUUUUUACUUGUUUUUGAAGUAUGGCGGGACUAAACCCGUUUUAUACAAAAGUAAGUAUGACUGAUUUGAAGUGAAAUUUUUAUGUUUUUCAUUAAAUGGAGCAUGCAUACUUGAAAUUUAAUUGAUUGUCCUGAUGAUCUGAAAGUGAUUGGUGAAUUAUGGUUUUUCUGUUAACUUUUGCCUGUUUUGUCUCCAAUGUGGUCAUGUUAUUAGUGACCCUACUAGUGGGGGUUUAUAAAUACUAGCACAUGUCGACAUGUUAUUGAUAGAACCGGUUCGUUCGAGUGACCCUGCUAGUGGGGGUUAUACACCAGCAAAUAGUGUAGCUUGCCAGUGGGAGGUUUAUAACACUGGUCAUGACCUAUAGAGGAGACGUCUAUUUCGUUCCCGUACUGUAUCCGUCUUUCAUGAUUACACUUGUUGGCAUACUAUAAGUUUAAUAAGGGCACUUCAUAUUU
Molecule: messenger RNA, 1299 nt
Organism: Rubroshorea leprosula
Lineage: Eukaryota; Viridiplantae; Streptophyta; Magnoliopsida; Malvales; Dipterocarpaceae
Source: the annotation of a GenBank genome assembly